Messenger RNA from Lampris incognitus (smalleye Pacific opah), 1539 nucleotides. RefSeq names its product tRNA selenocysteine 1-associated protein 1-like. Gene Ontology annotation, biological process: selenocysteine incorporation. The transcript has 6 exons. Gene Ontology annotation, molecular function: tRNA binding. The record is from RefSeq and is a predicted model, not a curated record. The coding region runs from base 86 to 562 and encodes 158 amino acids. Gene Ontology annotation, cellular component: nucleus. Lineage: Eukaryota; Metazoa; Chordata; Actinopteri; Lampriformes; Lampridae.
GUCUCGAUUCGCGUUGAUGGAAAGUUUACAUCAUAAUUUUCAUAUAGUACAUUUCCAGAUAAAAUGAGUUGCUUAUGGAUGGGCAAUGGAUGCAUCUGGAUAUUGUUUUGUGGAGCUGGCAGAUGAAGCCACAGCAGAGAGGUGUCUGAGGAAAGUCAAUGGAAAGCCCUUACCUGGAGCCAGUCCGCCAAGAAGGUUCAAGCUUAAUCGUGCCACUUAUGGAAGACAGGGAGAGAACAGGACUAACUAUUCAGACAGCAGCCAUCAUCAACAGUACUACUACAGUGAUAAUCAGUACUAUCAACAAUACUCCAAUUACUGCUCAAAUUGGGGGUAUGACCUGAGUGCAGGAAACAAUGGCAGUUACUACUAUGACCAUUAUGAUUAUAAUAAUCAGUCCUAUGGAGAUGCUAAAGAUGAAGGACUAGAGGACCCCUUAUUGGAACUGGAUGUGGUGGAGGCCAACAGGCAGUUCAUAUCGGAGAGCGAGGAGCUUUAUGAUGCCCUGAUAGACUGUCACUGGUCUGUUCUGGUGCCACCUACACCACCGCAUGCACAGUAGAGCAACAUGCACCCUGGUCUUUGCAACUGUCAGCAAUUAUCAGUACUGUGUGGAUUGUUUUUAACAGUCCAGUGUGGAGGUCCAUUGGAUGAAGGGCAAAUGUUGGUGCCAAGUGAGGCAAAGUUGGUGUUUCCCAGUACGCCAGGUUAGCAGGUCACCAGGCCAGAUCUAUGGGAACUCAACAGUGACCUAAGGAGCCAAUGGCUCCUCCUUCACUUUGCAAUUUUAUACUUCUGCUUCUUCUGCUUUGAGCUAACACCCUCAUUUGGUUCACAUUGACCACCAGCUGGGUUGAAGUGAAAGCCUUCUAAUUGAGUGUUGUUUUUCUGCUACUUAGAGAACAUGUUGCUCACAUUUUAGGAGAUAUGGACGUUUUAUCUUUGAAAGGACUACCAUUUUAUGAGAUCCACUUUGUUUUUUUGUUGUUUUUUUUUAUCUUACCAACAUUUAAUCUUCACAAUUUGGAAGCAAAUAACAGAGUGAAACACUGAUUAAUAGAUUUUUUUCCUCCUCAUUCUAGGUAAUGUCAUGGAUUAUGACUAAUGAUCUUGUGUGUAAAUGACCAAGGCGAUUUCAAGUAUCAUAUAGGUUGACCACCGUGUGGAAUCGUCACCUUUCCUCUGCAUCUUCGUGUUUGCAACAACAGCAUACCUUUGUACGUGAUUAUUAGAAUUAAAGUUAUAUUUGUGGUAAAAUGGAUUUUAAAGUGAAUUCAUUUGUAAUUUGACAGUUGAUUUUUAUGUUCAACAAUAUUUACAAGGGUAAAACUGUCCAAUUUUAAACUAAUUUUAUGUCAUGUUUUUUUGUGGUGGUUUGUCCGCACAUCACUGAAUGUGUGUUUAUAAAACACACUUCAGUAAUUUUAUGGUGAACACUUCAACAAAGUGGGCAUUGAGGUGCGACAAUGUGUAAUAGGACUCGUGACUUGGCCUUUAUCAUUUAAAUCUCUAUUUUGUACGAGGCAGACUAUCAGUGCC